Molecule: messenger RNA, 1712 nt
Organism: Paramecium sonneborni
Lineage: Eukaryota; Ciliophora; Oligohymenophorea; Peniculida; Parameciidae
Source: the annotation of a GenBank genome assembly
AUUAAAUUGUGGAAUGAAAGUUGAUGAUAUCAACAAAACUAUAGUAAAGGAAAGUGAGAUGAGUAAUGAAGAAGAGAAAGAAGAGGAAGCUGAUAAUUCUAAAUUAAAAUACAUAAUAAUGAUACUUGGAUGUCUUUUAAUGUUUGGAAACAAUUAUUCAUUUGAUAAUCCAUAAGCACUAUAAAAAUAGUUAACAAAAGAUUUAGAUAUAUCAAUAUCAAAUUAUAAUUUACUAUAUUCUGCAUUUUCAUUUCCAAAUAUAUUUUUAACAUUAAUAGGAGGAUUAAUAAUAGAUUUUUUAGGUAAUAUUAUUAUUUGAAUAAAUAAAAGGUGUACGAUUUGGGAUUAUUUUAUUUAGUGCAAUAGUAGUAGUUGCAUAGACAAUUGUAGCAUUAGGAGGUGCAUUUAAAAUAUUUUGGAUAAUGUUAGUAGGAAGAAUAAUAUUUGGAUGUGCAUCUGAGAAUUUAGUAAUAGCUUAAGCAGCUAUAAUUGGUAAAUGGUUUAGAGGGAAAGAGUUAUCAACAGUAAAAUAAUAUAUAUAUAUUCUAAGGCAAUUGGUUAUAUAAUGACAGUACCAGAAUUAGCUAGUGCUGCUAACUCAUUCAUUACUCCAAUGUUAUAUGAUUCAUAUGAGGGUUUAACAUAUCCAUUGUUUUUUAGUGUGAUUCUUUGUAUAUUCUCAUUUAUUUGUGCAGUUGUUUUGUGUAUAUUAGAUAAAAAGAAUGAGAUUAAUAAAUUGAGUAUAAAAAUAUAUGUUAUGUAGAGGGUUAAUUUAUAAUUGAAGAAUAAGAGGAAGAGGAUGAAAUUGAAGAAAAAGAAUAGAAAGAUGAAAUUGAAAGAGUAUCAUUUAAAGAUAUUAAAAAUUUAAAUGGAACAUUUUGGAUAUUAGUUAUGAUAUGUACAUUAACAUUAGGAUCAUAUACUCCAUUUUUAGAUGAUGCAAAUGAUUUUUUAUAAGAAAAAUUUGCAUUUACAACACUUUAAGCAGGAAAAGUAUUAACAAUUCCAUAUUUAAUGGCAGGUAUUUUUUUGAUAAUUUAGCUAUCACAAGUCCUUUUUUUGGACCAUACAUAGAUAAAGUAGGAUAAAGAAGAAAAUUCAUUUUAAUAACAUGUAUAUUAUUUACAGUGACUCAUUUUGCUUUUGGAAUUAUGCCAAAUGGUUAGCAUGGAUAACCGAAUUGGUAUUCUAUUAUUCCAUUAAUGUUAUUGGGAUCUAAUUAUGCUUUAUAUUCUUGUGUAUUGAUUCCUUCUAUUUAAUAUAUUGUUGCUGAAAAAGUAGUUGGUACUGCAUUUGGUUUAUUGGGAAUGUUUGAAAGUGUUGCAUUAGCAUUCUUUCCCAUUAUAGCUGGUUAUAUAGUUGAAAUUUCAGAUGAUCCUGAAUUAGGUUAUUCGAAUGUAGGAUUCUUUUUUUCAGGAAUAUCUUUAUUUGCAAUCCUAUUUACAUUAUCAUUAUAUUUCUUUGAUAAAAAAGGAUCUAUGGUUUUAGAUUUUAUUAAUCCAGAAGAUCCUUCUGAAUUAGAAAAGAAAAUGCUUAGAACUACUAAAUCUGAAUCUAGUAGUGAAGAAGAUGAAGAUGAAUCUAGUGAUGAAGAUUCAGAUGAUGAUGAUUAAUUUAAAAAAAUUAAAGCUUGUAAGAGUUAUGGAAGUUUAAAGAAGAAUACAUAAAUAUUUGCAUCUCCUUUAUUUAGAACUAGAAGUUUAUAUUAUUGA